Molecule: messenger RNA, 1193 nt
Organism: Phoenix dactylifera (date palm)
Lineage: Eukaryota; Viridiplantae; Streptophyta; Magnoliopsida; Arecales; Arecaceae
Product: BI1-like protein
Cellular component (GO): membrane
Source: RefSeq, a predicted model, not a curated record
GUUCUGGCAAUAUCUCCAAUGUCCUCCCAGCACGCUAUAUAUUGACCCCAUUGACCCCGCUACCUCUCCGUCCAUUCGCAGAAGAAGGGAAGAAACCGAGCAGAUAGAGAAAGGGGAGAAGAAGCAGGAGGGAAGAGGGUAAGGAGAGAUGUACGGCUACACGAGCGUGGAGAAGGCAGCAGGAGGGGACUUGGAGGCCGGGUCGCUGUACCCGGGCCUCUCCCGCGGCGAGAACGAUCUCCGGUGGGGCUUCGUCCGCAAGGUGUACGGCAUUCUCGCCGCUCAGCUCCUCCUCACCACCGUCGUCUCUGCUGCUACCGUCCUCAAUGCCUCCAUUAAUGAACUCCUCACCGGCAGCUCCGGUCUCGCCCUCGGCUUGGCCCUCCUCCCGCUCUUCUUAAUGUUCCCACUGUAUCUUUAUCAACAAAAGCACCCACUGAAUUUCAUAUUUCUUGGGCUGUUCACUUUGUGCCUAAGCCUGAGUGUGGGUGUAGCUUGUGCAAAUACCCAAGGUAGAAUUGUGCUUGAGGCAUUGAUUUUGACUUCUGCUGUUGUUUCAUCCUUAACUGGAUAUACUUUCUGGGCUUCAAAGAAGGGCAAAGACUUUAGCUAUCUUGGACCAAUUUUAUUUGCUAGUCUUCUUGUUCUCCUUCUUACAAGUUUUAUUCAGAUAUUCUUUCCACUUGGGUCUACAUCGGUUGCUGUUUUUGGUGGGCUCGGAGCUAUGAUCUUCUCAGCUUUUCUUGUCUACGACACAGACAACUUGAUAAAGCGCUACACCUAUGAUGAGUACAUAUGGGCAUCGGUUGUUCUCUACCUGGACAUCCUCAACCUGUUCCUUUCCCUUCUGAACUUGCUGAGAGGCAUGCAGUCCGAUGGCUAGGAAGGAGUAACUGGUUACAUUAAUUAUAAAACAACGGUUCCACUUGAAUGAAGUUCAUCUGAAUACAACUUCACCUGUUUCUAUUUUUUCUCGAUUUUUUGAUGUCCGUCGUAUCUGGUUUGUCAAGUUUUCACAGCGUUUUAUAUUAGUAUGUUGUACAUGGAGGAUUUCAGCAAAUAACAGAGCUCGUUAAGGGCUCUUUUGUUAAGUAUUUUCUGUUUUUUGUUGUCAGUUGUAACCCUAUAUGCUAGAUGAUCAUGUUUUCCCAAUAUUAUAGUGCAUACUAUUCUGGGCAAGGUUUUUUCUUGUA